AGGUGCCCGAAGGAAAAUAAAAGAGAAGGCGAAUAGCCGACCGACCGAGCGGCCUUCGCCCCUCCCCCCUUUCUUCUUCUUCGUCGUCGUCUUCGUCUCCUUGAGGCUCGGGCUCAUCACCAAUCAACGCGCCAUGACGAGCUCCUCCUCUCCUCCCAUAAAGGCGCUGAGCAAGAUCGCUUGCAAUCGGCUGCAGAAGGAGCUCGCCGAGUGGCAGUUCAGCGCCCCUACCGGGUUCAACUACAAGGUCUCCGAUAACCUCCAAAGGUGGGUAAUCGAGGUGACCGGAGCGGCGGGCACGCUGUACGCCGGCGAGACGUACCAGCUGCAGGCCGACUUCCCCGAGCAUUAUCCCAUGGAGGCGCCUCAGGUCAUUUUUCUCAAUCCGGCCCCGAUGCAUCCACACAUUUACAGCAACGGGCACAUCUGUUUAGAUAUACUGUAUGAUUCUUGGUCACCAGCAAUGACUCUGAGUUCGGUCUGCAUCAGCAUAUUGUCGAUGCUGUCAAGUUCGCCAGCAAAGCAACGCCCGGCAGACAAUGACCGCUAUGUUAGGAAUUGCCGCAAUGGGAGGUCACCGAAGGAGACCAGAUGGUGGUUCCAUGACGACAAAGUGUAAGAGUAACUGGUUGGCACUUGUGGGCAUCCAUAGAGGCCUUGCUCACCAGCCAGCAAUCGUUAUACCAUGAAAUCUCUUCCAAGGGGGAGAUGAGAUGAAUUUAGGCUUACUUUUAAGCAACCCUCUAUUGGAUCACCAAGCUUUAAUUGCUGGGAUGAUGAUUUGUAGAUGAGUUGCACACAUGUUGAAUCGUGAAUAUAAUAUUACCCGUCAGUGAUUAUACAAAAUAAGCAAGUUUACGGUGCUGAUUCUCUGA
Molecule: messenger RNA, 875 nt
Organism: Oryza brachyantha (malo sina)
Lineage: Eukaryota; Viridiplantae; Streptophyta; Magnoliopsida; Poales; Poaceae
Product: ubiquitin-conjugating enzyme 15
Exons: 6
Coding region: 134-619 (161 amino acids)
Source: RefSeq, a predicted model, not a curated record